AUGGCUAACGACAGUGCUGAUGACAUCAACAUCGGCAUAGCCCUCAGUACUGCUCUGCUCCUCCCUGGCGAUCUUAAUCGAAACGCCGAGCUGAGCGAGUACGAAAACUACGCUUUGAUGCUUCAACGUUCUGUUCAAAUUGUUAAGGGGGAUGUGAUUCAAUUCAUGAAAGAUUUCCACAAAAACUCUAAGUUGGGUCAUGGAAUUAAUAGUUCCUUUGUUGCUUUGAUUCCAAAAUCUGAUAAUCCUUCUUGUCUUAAUGAUUAUCGGCCUAUUAGCCUUCUAGGCUCCUUGUAUAAAAUUCUUGCAAAGGUUUUGUCUAAUAGGAUCAAGAGUGUUAUGCUAAAGAUCAUUAGUGAUUCUCAAUCAGCCUUCAUUGGAGGUAGAAGUAUUUUGGAUGGUGUGUUGAUUGCAAAUGAAAUAGUUGACGGUUGGAAGAAGCAUAGGAAAGGCAUUGUUUUAAAACUUGACUUUGAGAAAGCGUAUGAUUCAAUUAACUGGGAGUUCCUCUUUUCUAUGCUCGCAAAUUUUGGGUUUGGUGCCAAAUGGAUUAGUUGGAUGAGAGAGAGUGUGUUUUCAGCCAGAGUUUCUGUAUUAGUCAAUGGAUCACCAACAUCUGAGUUCACUCCUCAAAGGGGUCUUAGGCAAGGUGAUCCAUUAUCACUAUUUCUUUUCAAUGUCAUAGCUGAAGGUCUGAAUAUCCUUUUGGGUAGAGCUCUACAAAUGGGAUUGAUUGGAGGGGCUGUGGUUGGCUCAAAUGAUCUUGUGAUCACCCAUCUUCAAUUUGCAAAUGAUACAAUAUUAUUUUGUGAGGCAGAAUGGAAGGAGAUUGGGAAUGUUAAGAGGAUUCUAAGAUGUUUUGAAAUGCUUUUAGGACUGAAAAUUAAUUACCAUAAGAGUGUGGUGUGUGGGAUUGGCAUUAGUGAGGACCUCACUAAAGGAUUUCAUGACAAACUAAACUGCUUACAUCAAAAUCUACCUUUAAAAUACUUGGGGAUGUCAUUGGGGGAUUGUCCAAGGAGAAGAAGGAUGCCAGAAGGGGUUACAAAAGAAAUUGACAGAGUUCAGUCUAGAUUCUUAUGGAGAGGUGAUGAACUUAGAAGAAAGAUUCAUUUGGUGAUAUGUGGCAAGUUUAAUGAGGUUGGGAGGGGAUGGUGGCCUGAACCUGUGGAACAUCUCAGGUGCACUUUGAUCUGGAAAGAUAUAUUGGGGCUUGCUUCGGGUAGGCCUGAUCUAGUGGAGUUUUUUAAAAAUAGCAUAGCCCUGGUUAUUGGAGAUGGAAAGAGAACACUUUUCUGGAAGGAUAAAUGGUUUGGAAAUGUUUGUUUGAAAGAUGUAUUCCCUAGAUUAUAUUCUGUAACAAUGGGAAAUGAUGAAUUUGUGGACUUGGUGUAUAGCAGAAGAGCUGAUGCUGAGGCUUGGAAUCUGAAUUUCAGAAGGUCUUUGUUUCAGUGGGAGGUGGAGGAGUUGAGGAGAAUGAAUACAAUGUUACUUAAUGCUCCAGCUCUCAGGGAAGGUAGGAGGGAUAUAUUGAGUUGGAUUGCAGUUGCCUCAGGGUCUUUCUCGGUUACAUCAGCUUAUGGAUGGAGUGAAUUGGGUCAUGGAGCUAAUAGAAAGACUGCUGAGUUCAUUUGGAAGAAUGUAUCUCCUCCCAAGCUUGUAGUAGUGUUGGUUGUGGUAUGUUCUGGAUUGGCUGUUAGGUUGUUGGGUGGUUUUCCUUUUUUUCUCCUUGCUGUUGUGUUGGUGUCUCACCAACCUUAG
Messenger RNA from Camellia sinensis, 1761 nucleotides. The record is from RefSeq and is a predicted model, not a curated record. Lineage: Eukaryota; Viridiplantae; Streptophyta; Magnoliopsida; Ericales; Theaceae.